Molecule: messenger RNA, 2681 nt
Organism: Bufo bufo (common toad)
Lineage: Eukaryota; Metazoa; Chordata; Amphibia; Anura; Bufonidae
Gene: NPTN
Product: neuroplastin
Exons: 8
Coding region: 162-1031 (289 amino acids)
Biological process (GO): dendrite self-avoidance; axon guidance; homophilic cell-cell adhesion
Cellular component (GO): axon; plasma membrane
Molecular function (GO): cell-cell adhesion mediator activity
Source: RefSeq, a predicted model, not a curated record
CGAGCUCCUCCUCCUUUGGCUGUCCACAGACGAGCGGCGGCUCUCGCGAGACUCAGGUGCUCGCUGCGGGAAGAGACCGAGGGGAAGCUGCGGAUACCGGACCUCAGGCCCGAGAGACUGGACACUGAGCCCAUCGGCUGUGUCUCCCUCUCUGUGCGCACAUGGACCGCUGCGACCUUCGCCCUCUGCCUGCAGCCCUCAUCUUAGGGCUGAUACUAGUUACCGGCGGCCUUCUCCCGGGACUGGCCGACGGCGCUCAGAACGAGCCAAAAAUCAAUGCCAGCGAGGAAAUAACUUUAAAGAAAGACAUUGGCACUGUUUCAUUGCAGUGCAACCUUACCCAGAAUGGCCUAGGCACAGUGCAAAGCACCUUCUGGACCAAAAAUGGAGUGGAGAUUUCUGAAACCCUGACACUGUCUCCAACCAGCACUAACAUGGAGCACAAAAUCUUAAAACCAAAAGCUGACGAUUCAGGAGAAUAUCAAUGUGUAUUUACCUUUGCUGGUUCUCCACCUGUCAACGCUACUAUUGAAGUGAAAGCUGCUCCAGAAAUCACUGGGCACAAAAAGAGCGAAAACAAGAAUGAGGGACAAGAAGCUGUUAUGUAUUGUAAAUGUGUAGGAUAUCCUCACCCAGAAUGGACUUGGCACAAAUUGGUUGAUGAUGUGUUAUUAGAAGUAAAUAAUGAGAGUGGACGAAUCUUUAUCGCUAACAAAGGUAACUACACUGAAUUGAAAAUCAUUAGCCUGGACAUCGUUAAAGACCCUGGAGAAUACCAGUGUAAUGCUACCAAUUCUGUUGGCUCUGUAAAAAGUACCACCAUCUUGCGUGUGCGCAGUACCUUGGCUCCAUUGUGGCCUUUCCUUGGCAUUCUGGCAGAGAUAAUCAUCUUGGCGGUCAUUAUUGUGGUGUAUGAAAAGCGCAAAAGACCAGACGAAGUGCCAGACGACGAUGAACCAGCUGGACCUAUGAAGAGUAACUCUACAAACAACCACAAAGAUAAGAACUUGAGGCAACGAAACACAAGCUAAAUAAAUCUGAGAUUUGUGGAUUUGACCAGACAACAAAUUUUCCUUUUAAAGAGCUCACAUUGCUAUGAAAGUCUAUCUUAAGACUUCUUCAAUAUUCCUUUUUUGUGUGUUUUUUGUUUUUCAUGUGACUGAGGGUACAAAACUAUUUUUUUAAAGCAUGCCUUAUAUAGCCUCCAUGGAGACUAAAAACUGAUUGGGUAUUAAGGAGCUUCAAAAAUAGAGUGCAUAUGCAGCUUUGUGUGCUGUGGCUUUUUUUUAAAUCACUUAAGAUAAAUAAAUAUAUAUAUAUAUAUAUAUAUAUAUAACACACACAAAAUGUAAGCCUUCCAACGGGAUAGUAGAGGUUUGGACAGCAGGUUUAUUUUAUAUAUAGAUUUUUUUUUUCUUUCCAUUUUUUUUUGUAUAUUUGGCAUGUAUCUUACGGUAAUUGAGCAGAAUGCAUCCAUUGUAAUGAAAGUAUCAUGUAUUUUUUAAAGCUGAGUAUUGGAUGGCUUGUGAAUGUUGUAGCUGCCAUAUGACAGUCAGAUGAAGCAUCGUUUCAAUGACCCUGAACAUUCUAAAAAUUAUUCAAAGAAGUUUCCUCAAGCAUGGAAUAGCUUAUUUUAUAACUCAUACGGUGGCGUCCUAGGGCCUAAUGUAUGCCACAACGAUUCUUGAUUUUUUUUAUAUACAAUAUACAUCUGUCUGCUCUGUUUUGUAGUGGAAUAUCAUGCUUUGCUUCACCAAAUGUCCAGUACUUUGUACUGAAGAAGGCUUAACAGGAAUGUUUUGGCUGUAUAGUUACCAAGUAUCAUUAUGGCUUUUUCUCUGAGAAGUUAAAUAUCUAAUGUAAAUGUUAUAAGCAACCAUUCACAGAAGUACUUUUAAGGGGUUGUCCAGGUUCAGAGCUGAACCUGGACAUAACCUCUUCUUCACUUCUUUACCAUGUAUGAGUGGAGCAUCAAAGCACUAAUGAGCUGUCUUUAGCGCUGCCCUAGCCUGUAAAACAUCGUAGGGCAGCGCUAAAGGCCAUCUAUUUGUGCCGGUGACAUCACCGGGCUCACUUCUAAGUAGAAGUCUCUGCCUAGCAUACCCAUGUGAAGCCCGAUACGUCACUGGUAGUAAAGAAGAAGCACUCAUACAUGGUAAAUGAGUGAAGAGGAGGUUAUGUCCGGGCUCAGCUCUAAACCCGGACAACCCAUUUAAGGCCUAGCGUAACUGGGUGACAAACUGAUUUGACUUGUUAGUGCAAAUAUUUAAAAUGCCCUGCUAAAGAUAACAGACCAUAUAGAAAAAUUAAGUGGGAUGCUUUAUAAGUGAACAUUGGUUCAAUCAUGUAUAUUCUUCAAUCCUUUUGCACUGUUAUGUCAACAUGUACAUUCAUGCAGGCAGACUUUUUAUAAGUUAUAUAUAUAUUUUUUCUUUGAUGGGGUUUUUGUUUAAUUUCGGUUAUUUAAGGAGAUUUUACAUUUGUUCUUUAAAGCAUGGUUCUAUUCUAUGCAACUAGAUGUAAAUGUGUCAGUAUAUCAAAUCUGUAAUGUCUUUUACUGGGCAGAGGGGUGGGGGAAUGUUCUAGUUGCAUGAGCCCAUGGAUUGUGCAAUUGAAGUGUAAUAAUGUGUGUGGAAAAUACACUGGUUGAUACAAUAUAAACAAACUAAAACAGGAAUGUA